This is a messenger RNA of Lachancea fermentati, 1278 nucleotides long. Lineage: Eukaryota; Fungi; Ascomycota; Saccharomycetes; Saccharomycetales; Saccharomycetaceae. The record is from the annotation of a GenBank genome assembly.
AUGAGUAGUGAGAGCGUUUCCAGCACAAAUGCUAAGCCAAAAAGAAGGUUUGUUGGUGCCAGAAAGUUGAAUGAACCAUCUGUAUCAUCUGCAAAGGAAGGCACAGAAAUCGUUCGCCAGUCAAGACCAAGAGUCAACAUCAGAAGGGCUAUUAACCAAAUUCCAGAUGAAAUCUUACAAAAUAAAGAGCUUAAUGAGGCUAUCAAACUGCUACCUUCCAACUAUAAUUUCGAAAUCCACAAAACCGUGUGGAACAUCAAAAAACAUGCUGCUAAGAGAGUCGCAUUACAAAUGCCAGAAGGCCUGCUAAUAUACGCCUUAGUCAUCAGUGAUAUCUUGGAACAGUUUUGCAACUGUGAAACUGUUGUUAUGGGAGAUGUGUCCUACGGAGCGUGCUGCAUUGACGAUUUUACUGCUCGGUCUUUGGAUUGUGAUUUCAUAGUUCAUUACGCCCACUCUUGUCUGGUACCGAUAGAUGUUACCUUGAUUAAAGUUCUUUAUGUCUUUGUUACAAUCAAUAUAGAUGAAACUCAUCUAAUCAAGACUUUGGAAAAGAAUUUCGCAAGAGGAUCAAGAAUCGCAAUGUUUGGCACUAUUCAAUUCAAUCCCACGAUCCAUAGUAUAAAGGAAAAGUUCCUCAAUACUGAGCAUUUACUUUACAUUAUUCCACCACAAAUUAUGCCGCUAUCCAAAGGUGAGGUCUUGGGCUGCACUUCUCAAAGACUCGAUAAAGAACAAAUAGAUGCGAUGGUAUAUGUGGGUGAUGGACGGUUUCAUCUAGAGAGUGCAAUGAUUCACAACCCCGAAAUUCCUGCUUAUAGAUAUGAUCCAUACAGUAGAAAAUUUACCAUCGAAAGGUAUGAUCAAAAGCAGUUAGUGGAGCUGAGAUCUGACGCUAUUGAAAAAGCAAAAAGAGGCAAAAAGUUUGGUCUAAUUUUGGGUGCUCUUGGGCGUCAAGGUAAUUUAGCAACAGUUAACAACCUGGAGUCAAGGCUCAAGGAGGCAGGUAAGACUGUGUGCAAAAUAAUAUUGAGUGAAAUUUUUCCUCAGAAGAUCGCCCUUUUCGAUGACAUAGAUGUCUUUGUUCAGGUAGCUUGUCCUCGAUUAUCAAUUGAUUGGGGAUAUGCUUUCAACAAACCGUUAUUAACACCAUAUGAAACUAAUGUUCUUUUGGAGAAAGAUAGAAUGUUCAGCGAGAAGUAUUAUCCUAUGGAUUACUAUGAAAAGGAAGGGUACGGCCGUGGAAAAAUUCCCUCACAUGAGCAUGUCGAAAUUUAA